Caenorhabditis elegans is the source of this 1078-nucleotide messenger RNA. RefSeq names its product Mitochondrial prohibitin complex protein 1 (gene phb-1). Lineage: Eukaryota; Metazoa; Nematoda; Chromadorea; Rhabditida; Rhabditidae. The transcript is spliced from 3 exons. The coding region runs from base 2 to 829 and encodes 275 amino acids. Gene Ontology annotation, cellular component: membrane; mitochondrial inner membrane. Gene Ontology annotation, biological process: embryo development ending in birth or egg hatching; regulation of oxidative phosphorylation; defecation. The record is from RefSeq and is marked reviewed.
AAUGGCUGCAUCUGCACAGAAGCUUUUGGGUCGCUUGGGAACUGUCGGAGUGGGCCUUUCCAUCGCUGGAGGAAUCGCACAAACUGCUCUUUACAAUGUUGAUGGAGGUCAACGAGCAGUCAUCUUCGACCGAUUCAGUGGAGUGAAAAACGAGGUCGUCGGAGAAGGAACUCAUUUCUUAAUUCCAUGGGUACAAAAACCAAUCAUUUUUGAUAUCCGGUCAACGCCGAGAGCCGUCACCACCAUCACUGGAAGUAAAGACUUGCAAAACGUCAACAUUACUCUCCGUAUCCUUCACAGACCAAGCCCCGAUCGUCUUCCAAACAUCUACCUGAACAUUGGUUUGGACUACGCAGAAAGAGUCCUUCCUUCCAUUACAAAUGAAGUUUUGAAGGCUGUUGUGGCGCAAUUCGAUGCUCAUGAGAUGAUCACCCAGCGUGAGGUUGUCUCCCAACGGGCGUCCGUGGCUCUUCGUGAACGUGCUGCACAGUUCGGACUUCUCCUUGAUGAUAUUGCAAUUACCCACUUGAACUUUGGACGUGAAUUCACUGAAGCCGUCGAAAUGAAGCAAGUCGCACAGCAAGAAGCCGAAAAAGCGAGAUACCUUGUCGAGAAGGCUGAACAAAUGAAGAUCGCCGCCGUUACCACCGCCGAAGGAGAUGCUCAAGCCGCAAAGCUUCUUGCCAAGGCCUUUGCCUCUGCCGGAGACGGACUUGUCGAGCUCAGAAAGAUUGAGGCCGCCGAAGAGAUCGCCGAGCGUAUGGCCAAGAACAAGAAUGUCACCUAUCUUCCAGGAAACCAACAAACCCUUCUCAACCUUCAAUCCUAAAUAUCUCCGGUUACGUGUUUUAGACGAAUUCCACUCAUUUUCCCCUUUUCAAAGAGCCUUUUUCACUCUGUUGAACUUUCGAGAAUAAUCAUGCCCGAAUUCUCAAUUAAAUACUUUUUAAAUUUCGUUUUUUUUGUUCUGUUUAGAGUAGGUCAUUUCCUUCAUUCAUUUUGUGUAGGUAUCGUAGCUUUUUCAUUUUUUUUGCUUGUUUUUGUUGGAAAUUUUCGUCUAAUGAAUAAUUUGUUCGCG